Messenger RNA from Larimichthys crocea (large yellow croaker), 1267 nucleotides. Its product is annotated as endonuclease domain-containing 1 protein. The transcript is spliced from 2 exons. Gene Ontology annotation, molecular function: metal ion binding; hydrolase activity; nucleic acid binding. The record is from RefSeq and is a predicted model, not a curated record. NCBI's taxonomy places the organism in Eukaryota, Metazoa, Chordata, Actinopteri, Sciaenidae. The coding region runs from base 108 to 1085 and encodes 325 amino acids.
CGUGAAACUGAUGUUGAAAGAGCUUCUGCUUUCACUCAGAGGUCAUGUGUUCAUGCAAAGCUAAUUCAUGAUUCACUGCGUUUCACUGAGCGUCCGUGUGUGAAGGCAUGACACAUCCCACAGCAUCUCACAGCCAGAUUUCACUGUCAGCUACCAAAAUGUCACGCCGCGUUGCUCUGGCUGUGGUUGUCCUGGCCUUCGCUGGAGGUUGGUGCCCGUGUUUGGCUGAUGUUGGGGAUUUUGCUCCAUGUCUGCACGUCUUCUACAAAUCUUGGCCUCCUAAAGGUCUGGUGGGGACCCCAAUCUGCCAACGUUAUGACAACCAGUACCACUUUGCCACGCUGUACAGUCGACCUCGCCGUUCGCCAUGGUUUUCAGCGUAUUUGUACUCUGUGCCAGCGGGAAAGAGACCGAGCGCAUCCUGGAAGUUUGAGCCACAGCUCGCCUACCCAGGAGCUGAUGGCAACAUGAUCCCCUUCCCUCCAGGCCCGUUGGACCAGAACGUGGUGGAAAGUCAGGCGGUGGAGCUGGACUACAUUAAUUCAACCUAUUCUCGUGGCCACCUGAACCCCAGCCUUCACCACCACACACACAAGGACCGCUCUGCCACCUUCACCCUCACUAACGUGGUUCCCCAGAAGGCGGGCUCUAACGAUGGACCCUGGGAAGUCCUGGAGCAGACUGUCAACAAAACCCUGAGCGCCUACUGUCUCGGAGAGGCCUACAUAGUGACGGGGAUCAUCCCUUAUCUGAACGACGAGCGCUGGCUCAAGAAUCACCGCGUGGCCGUGCCUGAGUACAUGUGGUCCGCCUACUGCUGCCCAAACUACAACAACAGUCUUCCAGAAAAACUCAAGGACUUUUUCCCCACGUAUGCUGCUAUCGGCCGCAACGACUGCAACAGCACCGAGGAGAUCGUGCCCGUCAACAAGACGGCGAAGAAACAAUUCAGAGGGUUUGAUGUGAGGCCGAUGCCACUAGAAACACUGGAGAUGUAUCUGAAGGACAGGUUCAACACGGUGGUCAGUGUUUUUUAUGAGCAGUGCUCCGGAUCAGAAGCAAACACACACAGACUGAAGCAAUAAUCAGAUCGGUGAAGUGUUAAUGCUCCUCUUAUUUAAUUCAGACUAAAUACAUUUAAAAGAAUUAUGAUAAGUACAAAGUGUCAUCAAGACUUCCUCCAAACAAUGGUUCAACUCUGGAUAGAUGCAAAAACUACUUAGUUAGAAUUGAAGGAUCGUCGUCAUUAAAAAAGAAAACUAACUUU